UUUUUGAACAAGAAGGGGUGGCACACGGGGAGUCUGCGCAACGUGGAGAAGGUGUGGAAGGCGGAGCAGCGGGAGGCGGACGAGCGCAAGAAGGUGGACGAGCUGCGCAAGCAGAUCGCGGACGAGCGCGAGGCGGAGGAGUUCCAGCGCCUACGGGAGCAGGCGGGGCUCGUCCCGCUGCAGCAGCGGGUGGACUUUCUGUAUGAGUCAGGGCUGUCGACUGGCAAGGGCAUGGAGGGAGGCGGCAUGGGCGGCAUGGGAGGGGCGUCCACGGACGAGCUCAUGUCGCACAAGGUGGACUUCUCCGCCUCCGCUCACACAGGCGCCCCCCCGCCCAUCUCCAAGGCCUCCACUGUCCCGGGUUCUCUGUUCGAGGGGGAACAGGGGGAGGAGCAGGCGGGACCGCCAGUGGUGAGUGCGAACGAGAUGUGGCGGCGGUUGCAUUCGGACCCGCUCGUGCUCAUCCGGCAGCGCGAGCAGGAGGCACUGACUCGCAUCCGCAACAACCCCGUUAAGAUGCAGAUGAUCCGCGCUCAGGUGAGGCAGGGAGAAGGGGGGGAUGGCGGGGAUGGGUUGACGAAAGGGUUACUGCAGUGGUGUUGUGCCCCAGGUAGGAUGCAGAGGUACGAUAGGAGCAAGAGGUACGAUGGGAGCAAGAGGUACGAUGGGAGCAAGAGGUACGAUGGGAGCAAGAGGUACGAUGGGAGCAAGAGGUACGAUGGGAGCAAGAGGUACGAUGGGAGCAAGAGGUACGAUGGGAGCAAGAGGUACGAUGGGAGCAAGAGGUACGAUGGGAGCAAGAGGGAGAAGGGGGGAUUUGAGAAUGGUGGGGAUGGUGGGGACGGCAGCACAACAGGUAGGAUGCAGCUGGUGAGAGAACAGGCCGGGCUGGGGCAGGGUGGGAUGGAACAGGGGAGGAUGGUGCAGGGAGGGAAGGAGAAAGGGCCGGAGGUGGGUGGUAGAGGGGAUGAUGCAGGUGAGGGGGAAAGAAAGCAUGGUUGGGAUGGUGAGAGAGCGAACAGGGACUUAGAUGGCAGGGGCGGGAAGUUCGAAGGAAGGGAGAGGAGGAGUGAUUGGGGUGGCAGGGAGGAGAGGCGUGGUAGGGAUGAUGAGGAGGGGAGGAUGGAGCGUGGGAGAGGGGUGAGUGGAGAAGGGGAAAGGCGAGUAAGGGAGGAGUUUAGGGCUGGUGGUGGUGGGAGGAGGGAUGAGGAGGAGAGUCGUGAGAGGGGAGGGAGAGAUGAUAGGGAAAGGAGAGGUGAGAGGGAAGGGAGAAGUGAGAGGGAAGGGAGAGGUGAGAGGGAAGGGAGAGGUGAGAGGGAAGGGAGAGGUGAGAGGGAAGGGAGAGGUGAGAGGGAAGGGAGAGGUGAGAGGGAAGCGAGAGGUGAGCGGGACGGGAGAGGUGAGAGGGAGUGGGAUGCUCAGGGUAGGAGUGAGAAAGAGAGGUAUGUGAGGGAGAGGAUCGAGAGGGCAGGAGGGGACGAGAGGGAGGGGUAUGGCAGGGAGAGGAGUGAGAGGGAAGGGGGGGACGUGAGGGGCAGGUAUGGCAGGGAAAGUCGAGAUGGAAGGGGGAGAAGUGAGAGGGGAAAUGCAGAGGAGAGAGGGGGUCGUGAUGCGAGGGAGAGGAGGGAUAAGGAUGAGACUGAGCCAGUGGGAAGAAGAGCGGCGAGAUGGGAAGAGCAAGGGAGACGAGUGAAGUCGGGACGAGAAGCAGUGCUUUCACAGGAGGGAGAGGAAGGGAAAACAAGGGAUGUGAGUGAAGGAGGGAGAGGGAAGAGGGAGAGAGGGAGAGAAGGGGGGGAGGGAAGGAGAGGUGAGGCAGUAGAGGCAGUGAGGGGCGCGAGGCAGAGGCAUGACAGCCCUUCAGAGAAUGAGGGGAAGAGUGAUGGUGCUGAGGGUGGGAAAGGCGGGGGAGGUGGUGGCAGGAGUGCAGCGCAGAUAGCACGGGAGGGUAGGGAGAGGACUGGUGAUGUGGCAGCUAGGGCAGGAGGAGCGAGGCAGAGGCAUGACAGCCCUUUGGGAGGCACGAGGCAGAGGCACGACAGCCCGUCAGACGGCAGCGAUGGGGAGGAGCGCAGAGCAGCGCCUCUCUACGGCCUCUCCUUCCACCGCAUGGCGCCCUCCCCUCCUCGCACCGCCCCACCUGCACCACCACCUGCACGUGCACCCUCACCUACUGCUGCUGCUGCUGCUGCCCUCGAGUCUGGUUGUGCUGCAGGCACGGGCAGGAGAGAGGAGGGCCCUGGCAGUCACAGCCAGAAUAGGCCGGGGGGAGGGCGGCAAGGGCGGCAGAAGAUGACGGAGGAGGAGAUGCGGCGGCGGCUGGCGGAGAUGGAGGAAAACGCGGAGGCAGUGGAGGGGGAGAGGCGGGAGCGCAUCCAGUGGGCGGCGCAGCGAGAUGCCCGCGAGGAGCAGAAGAGUGAUGCUGCUGCCCCCCGCGGGACCUUCCUCCGGGAGGCGCAGAAGGAGAUGUAUGGGGCGGGCAGUGGGGCGCCAGGGGACGCUGCCCUGCAGGCAGCAGCGGGCACGGGCAUGUCCAUAGAGAGCAGCAUUCGCCGCCGCUCACACUUCCUGGAGAAGGGGAGGGGCGACGCAAGCGCCUUCAGAAGAUGA
This is a messenger RNA of Closterium sp. Naga37s-1, 2610 nucleotides long. The record is from the annotation of a GenBank genome assembly. NCBI's taxonomy places the organism in Eukaryota, Viridiplantae, Streptophyta, Zygnematophyceae, Desmidiales, Closteriaceae.